AUGGAAGAAAAGCAUGAUAUUGAUAAGGCUGAUGAUAUUUUAUUGCCCGGUUUCCGAUUUCAUCCCACUGAUGAGGAGCUUGUUGGGUUUUAUCUCAAGAGAAAAAUUCAACAGAACUUGCGUCCGUGGAGUUUGGAGAGUAUGCCACCGUGUGAACUGGCCACCACAGGAGAGAAGGAAUGGUACUUUUACUGUCAAAGAGACAGAAAAUAUAGAAAUAGUUCAAGGCCUAAUAGAGUCACAAGAGGUGGGUUUUGGAAAGCAACAGGCACUGACAGACCUAUUUACUCAUCUAAUGCAACCAAUUGUAUUGGCUUGAAGAAAUCACUUGUGUUCUACAAAGGAAGAGCUGCUAAAGGGAUGAAGACUGAUUGGAUGAUGCACGAGUUUCGCCUACCUUCAUCCUCCGAGUCACACCCACAAAAAAAGCUACAUGACAAGAAUCUUUCUGCUCAUGUAAUAAUUCUAGUUGCCAAUUUUGAUUACAUAAAUAGCUAA
Messenger RNA from Carica papaya (papaya), 498 nucleotides. The record is from RefSeq and is a predicted model, not a curated record. Lineage: Eukaryota; Viridiplantae; Streptophyta; Magnoliopsida; Brassicales; Caricaceae.